GGUGGAUUUGGUCAGCAACAGCAACCACAAGCGGGUGUUACAGGGUUUGGCCAACAGGCAGCUGGUUCUACUGUAGGUGCCGGUGGAUUUGGGCAACCUGCUACUGGUGGAUUUGGUCAAGCAGCUGGUCGUGGUACAACAGGUGGAUUUGGUCAACCUGCAACUGGUGGAUUUGGACAACCUGCAACUGGUGGAUUUGGUCAGCCUGCUACUGGUGGAUUUGGUCAACCUGCAACUGGUGGAUUUGGUCAACCUGCUACUGGCGGAUUUGGACAACCGGCUACUGGUGGAUUUGGUCAGCCUGCUACUGGUGGAUUUGGACAAGCAGGACGGGGAACAUCGUUUGGAGGAUCUACGGGUGGUUUUGGCACUACAGGUGGUGGCUUUGGUCAAGUGGGCGGGUCAACAACUGCAGGGGUUGGAGCUAAUACUUCAGCCAAUGCUAUGCCAUUUCUUAACUUACCAGACUUUGCAGAUAAACCAUAUGGUAAUGUGUUACUUUUUGCACCGGAUGAGGAACCAAAGAAACCUGUGACAACUGCUGCAUCCUUACCUACUGUUCCAACAGUUGCAAUUAUUCCAACUUCAAUGUCACAUUAUCAACAGAGAAUGAAAAUAGGGACACCAGCACCUAAUGCAAAUGCUACUUUAAAACAACAAUCUGCCUCAUUCUCUACUAACGCUCUUUCACCUGUGGCACUCCGAGAUCUUAUCAGUUCUCCCAAGGUAACAUUGGGUAUACCAGAUGAGGUAAAACCUACUACUUCUCCAACAGCUGUUAGAGCUUUAUUAACUACAUCAAAUUAUUCUGCUCCAGAUUCUACUUCUUAUGCCCCUACCUGUACGAGCAGUGAUUAUAUCCUUGAUCCUCCAUUAGAGGUAUUACAGGAGUUUUCUAUCAAAAAAUUACAGAAUUUACGUGAAUUCAGUAUUUACCGUCGUGAUGGUAAAUGUUCUGUACAUUUUCUUGAACCGGUUAACCUUGUUCGAUGUGAUAUUUCAGAUGUUGUGUCUCUUCGUCCAAAUGGUGAGGUGGUAUUUUAUCCAGGUGUUAACGUUCCACCACCACUUGGUCAUGGUUUGCGUGUUCGAGCUCGUGUAACGGUAAAUGGUGUUGUUGAUACGACAUCAGAUGAACUUCGUGAACUUUGUCGUAGGAAUGGAAAUCUGUUUGACUCUUAUGAUGCGAAAAAAGGAACCUGGGUAUAUACAACCAAUAUAAGUGAAGAAGAAGCAGAUGAAGAUAAUGAUGAUGAUUAUGAUAAUAUUGAUGUUGAUAUAAAAGAUAUGGAAGAAGAAGAUGACAGGUUUCCACCAGAAAUUGAAAGAAUAUCAACCUAUGGUGAAUCUUUGGAUGAUGUUGUUCAUACUCCAGCUGCUCUAGAUAUGAGUAAAUGUUCUCGACAGUUGACUCCGACACGUACAGGAGUUGUACCACCUGCAUCCCUUACUCGAAAUAUUUCUCGUACAGAUAAGUCAUCUGUACUCCCUGUACGAUCACAGGAAGUAACGGUACGGGAUCAAAUGGUUCUUGAAGGUUUAUCUAAUGAAGGAGCCACAGUUGAAGAUAUUAAAUUACCAUACAAUCUUCCUGAUAUUCACCAAGAGGCACCUCGUGAGCGUAAAGGAGCGAUGCUUAUUAAAGGUCAACUUACUGAAGUAUUUACCCCUGUGUAUGUUGUGAAGAAAACAGAUUCUAAGAUAUAUGAAAUGAAUGCUAGUGUUGUUUCACAGAGUGCUAUGGGAAGUUUGGGUAGAAGUUUUCGUUGUGGAUGGCAAUUAGGAGGAAAUCUUGCUGUUCCUUUAUUUGCAUGGCUUCGUGAUGGAACAGAAAACAAGAAAAAUCCUGAUGAAGUUAGUGGAGCACGAGUAUCAAUAAUGAAUCCUUUCUUUGCUCAUGCAUCAAGUAAGAAUUACUUACAAAGCUGUGCUAUAUCAGUUCUUCGUACAUUUUGUCGUUAUAUUCAUCUUGUUGAGGGAACUGCUGAUAAAGAUAAUCAUUUUUCACUCAUUUUUCUAAAUUUAUGUCGACAAAGCAGUAAUGUUUCACUUUCAAGUGAAAAACUACGUGAACUUAUUGCAGCUAUUGAUGCAGUACGAUGUGAAAGGAUUUCUGUGAUGGAAAAAUCUACUGCUCGUCAAGCAAAGACUGUUUUAAAUCUUCUUGACGCUCUUUAUGGAUUACCUGAAACGGAUAAAGCAGAAAAUAAUGCAGUUGCUGAGAAUCGUUACCUAACGCAACUACGAAGAAGAAAUCUUAAUAUAUGGCUAAAGGGAGAAUUGGCAUUUAUGGAUUCUUGGACAGAGGAGGAUCUUGGAAUGAACAGUACACAAAAAUUACUCUGUAAGCUUCUUUGUCAUAAAUUAAAGGAUGCAGUUUCCAUUGCAAAAACGACAGGAAAUACAGAAUUAUCAAGAGUUUUGGGAAUAUGUGGUGAUGGAAAUCAAUUUGGCAGUUUUGUUACAACAGCAAACACAAAAUCUUUAGAUGAAGAUAUGAGUGUACGUGAGCGUGUAGUAAGUCUUUUAUCUGGUGUAGUAGAACCUUUUAUUACCCAACCACGAUUUAAACGUGUAGCGCAACAAGAUAAAGGUAAUAACUCGAAUGAAGUUGUUUCUAUUGUUCCCCUCGCUGCAACGUGGAAACAGUUAUUGGGUGUAUUUGCCUUCUACGGUUGUACACCAGAUACACCAGCGGAAGAUAUCAUUGCGGCAUUUCUUGAACGACUGCAUGCACCGGCAUCACGUGAGGAAAAUGCAUUCCCGCCUUAUGCUGAUCACAUCGCCCCCAGUCUGUUGAAAACAGCUCGUGGACAAGAUUUUAUUCAUCGUGGAGAUGAAUUUCAGGAUGCGGCGUUAAGUCUAUUGGAGGGAUUUACAAUGGGUGUGGCACCAGCAGCAAGUGCCUUACAUCCACAUGCUUCCAGUUACUGUCCAUCCGACUAUUUAACACCAUUUAUCAUUCUUGUUGCUAUUCGCGCACUAAAAUUAGAGCGAACAGACAACUAUAAAGAUGCCGAGACGAAAGUACUUAUUGGAUUUUCAGCUGCACUAGAGUGUCUAACGGAUGCAUGGUUUUGGGCUCUUAUUCCUCUUCAUAUGAUAGAAGAUGUGAAUGCUCGUUCGGUGGCUGUGAAGGACUGUCUUCGCCGUAAUGCCCUUCGCUUUAGGGAGAGUCAUUGUAGUAAUCAUGCCGAUUACCGACAUAUUAUGGAACUUAUAAAGGCAGAUGUCUCCUUGUUGGAACCGGAAUGUUUACCAGAGGAAAUGCCUUUACAGACUCCUGCGAAUGCCCCGAGUAUCCGAACUCAUACUUCUUUACAAGAUGCACUUGACAAAUUCAGGCGAGAUUUUUGUAAGCAAUAG
This is a messenger RNA of Trypanosoma theileri, 3366 nucleotides long. Its product is annotated as nucleoporin. Gene Ontology annotation, cellular component: nuclear pore. Gene Ontology annotation, molecular function: structural constituent of nuclear pore. The transcript has a single exon. The annotation marks the transcript as partial. The record is from RefSeq and is a predicted model, not a curated record. Lineage: Eukaryota; Euglenozoa; Kinetoplastea; Trypanosomatida; Trypanosomatidae. Gene Ontology annotation, biological process: nucleocytoplasmic transport.